AGAGCCCUUGGAGAACCGCUGCGAGUCAGACUAGGCAGACAGCUGAGCCAAAAGGAAGUUGCUGUCAGCGCAAUACCUUUCGCUCUUCUCCCAGCCCUCUGUUAAUACGCAUGCGUGGAUAAAAUCUAGCCCGUAUAAGCAGUGUCUUUAUUUACUCUUCCACAAAACCUCUUUUAUCCUCUUGAUCUGGAGAGGAUCAGGAUCGUUGUUGACCUGUAGAUUUCUUGGAUUAUUUGCACAAUAAAAUGCACGCAUUGACUUCGGCCUAGUUAAAAGUGAGUGCAGCGACGCCCACUGUUUGGCAUUUCGCGGCCGGCGUCAACCAUCAGCUCUACUCCGCUGUUCCGUCAAAUCCAAGUAUUUAGCUCCGCCCCAUUUCUGACUUUAGCACUGACCUAUUCACGUGCCAUCCUCGGCGUGUCUGCUCAAAUGCGAGUCCUUUUAAAUCCAGAUGAACCAUGGCUGCUUCCAUCCUUGUUCGACGCUGCCAGGUGUGGCUCUGUUGGACACCAUCAAGGUUGCAGACUGGAUAUCUGAGAGAAGCUCUGAAUAUGCAGAUGAGUUUUGCAGCUGUGCAUCAAGUAAAGAAGAAAGAAGCAAAACUUUUGAAGAAACAAGUCCCACAUGACAUCAGUCGCAUCACCAAGAGAGCUCUGCAUGCCACCCUGCUUUGCUUCCAAGAAGUGAUGCUAACCAGUGAACGAUAUGAGGUGCAGAGGCUCCCCUUUGCCCAUGUUUCUGAUAGAGAUUUAUCUUUCUUUGAGCACCUUAUGCCUGGCAGAGUCAUAACUGAUGUAGAUGAACUGAAACCCUUCAAUGUGGACUGGCUGAAGACUGUGAGAGGCAGCAGUAAAGUGUUGCUGAAGCCACGCACAACAGAGGAAGUAUCUGAGGUUCUCAGGUACUGCAAUAAGAGGAACUUGGCUGUGAACCCUCAGGGGGGUAACACUGGCCUCGUUGGGGGCAGCGUCCCUGUCUUUGAUGAGAUCAUUCUCUCCACAGCUCUUAUGAACCAGGUCAUCAGCUUCAACACUGUGUCUGGGAUCCUAGUUUGCCAGGCUGGCUGCAUUUUAGAAAGCCUCAACCAGUAUCUAGAGCAACAGGACUUCAUUAUGCCUCUUGACCUGGCAGCAAAGGGCAGUUGCCAUAUUGGUGGAAAUGUGGCAACAAAUGCUGGUGGCUUACGACUCCUGAGGUAUGGCUCUCUCCGAGGGACAGUCCUGGGUUUAGAAGCGGUGCUAGCUGAUGGUUCCAUUCUGAAUUGCUUGUCAUCUCUGCGGAAGGAUAAUACUGGCUAUGACUUGAAACAGCUUUUCAUUGGAUCAGAGGGGACCUUGGGAAUGGUUACGGCUGUGUCAGUCCUAUGUCCACGGAAACCCAAAGCUGUGAAUCUAGCAUUUCUUGGUUGUCCAGGGUUUUCUCAGGUCCUGAGAACCUUCACUACCUGCAAGGGGAUGCUAGGAGAGAUCCUUUCUGCAUAUGAGUUCAUGGACAAUGAGUGCAUGGAGUUGGUUAAAAGACAUCUCAACCUGGUCAACCCAGUGGCAGAAAGUCCAUUUUAUGUCUUAAUUGAGACUUCAGGGUCUAAUUCUGCCCAUGAUGAAGAAAAACUGAGCAACUUCCUGGAACAUGUUAUGGCCUCCAAUUUGGUGGCAGACGGAACUUUGGCUUCAGAAGAUAAAAAAAUCCAGAUGCUGUGGGCGUUACGGGAGCGGAUCACAGAGGCCCUAACGUGCGAUGGAUAUAUCUACAAGUAUGACAUUUCACUUCCUGUUGAGAAACUCUAUGAUCUUGUAACUGACACGAGGGCACGGCUGGGCAGAACUGCCAAGAAUGUUGUGGGUUAUGGCCAUCUGGGAGAUGGAAACUUGCACCUGAACAUCACAGCUGAGUCUUACAGUCAUUCACUCUUGGAAGCCAUUGAACCCUAUGUGUACGAGUGGACGUCCCAGUAUCACGGAAGUAUCAGCGCAGAACAUGGUCUGGGCUUCAAGAAAAAGCAUUAUAUUCACUACAGUAAGCCACAGGAGGCUGUCCUUCUCAUGCAGCAGUUCAAGGCCAUGCUGGACCCCAAAGGCAUUUUAAACCCUUACAAGACCUUACCAAUCAAGGCUGAAUGAUGCUGUCUGCCAGAAAACGAUGUGUAAUCUUUUAACUGAGACUUUCUAGCACUCUGUCUGUGACUAGCCAUGAACAAAGUAUGAAGCUACAACCUGACCUGGAGGUCUGCAUUUUGUUUUCCUAAGUAAAAGAAUUGCUGAACUCCCA
Molecule: messenger RNA, 2268 nt
Organism: Eublepharis macularius
Lineage: Eukaryota; Metazoa; Chordata; Lepidosauria; Squamata; Eublepharidae
Gene: D2HGDH
Product: D-2-hydroxyglutarate dehydrogenase
Exons: 10
Coding region: 459-2120 (553 amino acids)
Cellular component (GO): mitochondrion
Molecular function (GO): FAD binding; catalytic activity
Source: RefSeq, a predicted model, not a curated record